AUGGCAACACCACACAGAGGCAGUGAUGCAGCCAGGAUUGGAAAACUUGUACAAAAAGCAGCUCAGUACACGUGGAGGAAGCCAAACAUAGACUUUUUGAACAUCCUUGAGCGCAACUCACCGUCGCUUUUCAAGCAGUUGAAGAAUUUUACCACCAUAUCCCCGCAGAUGUCCCGGUUCUGUCUGUACGAGACCAUCCCUUCGUCUAUCGGCCUAAUCGUCCCUCUGGACUCGGCCGUCUUCGAUGGUUUUGGUGUUGAGAGCAGCCACAUUCCGGGGGAUCAUUUGGGGAUGUGCAAAUUCGAGAAUCGUAAUUCCGGGGGCUACAAGAGAGUGCUGAGAUACAUCAGGCGGAUGGUGAAUGACGCCUCCAACGCCUCACGAUUGACUCGAGAGCGUCCUGCAAAGAUCGCUCGUCGUGGUUCACCAAUGGCUGGCCGAUCCGAAAACAAGCACCUUCUUGAAGACAAUGGUCCAGGUACUGUAUAG
Cladophialophora bantiana CBS 173.52 is the source of this 489-nucleotide messenger RNA. RefSeq lists its product as uncharacterized. The coding region runs from base 1 to 489 and encodes 162 amino acids. The record is from RefSeq and is a predicted model, not a curated record. The transcript is spliced from 2 exons. Lineage: Eukaryota; Fungi; Ascomycota; Eurotiomycetes; Chaetothyriales; Herpotrichiellaceae.